This is a messenger RNA of Echinococcus granulosus, 2979 nucleotides long. Its product is annotated as Splicing factor, arginine/serine-rich. Lineage: Eukaryota; Metazoa; Platyhelminthes; Cestoda; Cyclophyllidea; Taeniidae. The record is from RefSeq and is a predicted model, not a curated record. The transcript is spliced from 20 exons. Bases 1 to 2979 code for a protein of 992 amino acids.
AUGUGGCAGGAGGCACGGAAGCACGAAAGGCACAUCCGGUCAGUUUUGGUUGAUUACCGAAAGCGAGCUGAGCGGCGAUUAAACUUCUAUUCUCAAAUCCGGCAAGACCCAAUCAAGUUUUUGAGAGUUUACGGCACACAAGCGAAAAUAAAUUUAGAUGUCGAGGUGCGGAAAGCUGCCGAAAACCCCAAAAACAUGAUGCCUUGGACGGUAGAUCCAUCCAUCUUGAUUGAUCGUUUCGAUGCUAGGGCGAACCUUGAAACCUAUUCAUCGACAAAGCCUACUGACAUAAAACAAACCACAGAAGAGAAGAUUGAGGAACGUCUGUGCAAUUACGAACGCUAUAGAUGUCUUGCACACAAUGAUUUUCUUGAAGUGACUGAGUCGAUGGCGCUUAAGCAAAUCGAACGAGAGGAGAAGUAUGGGGAUACACUGACCAAGAAACACGAGGAGGAUUCCAGGGAUAAAAAACCACUGGAACCCAAAGCAGCCAUCGGAUUUGUGUACGAAGAGGGAGAAAUCAUAGCCGGGAAACUGGCGCUGCCUUUGCAGUCGAAGAAAGCUAGCACCGGUUCAGAUUCCGAGCCCUCAGAUGUGGACAGCGAUGCAGAUAUCGACGUGGAGCUUGAUCUGGACAGCUUGGAUGCAGAGCAGCGCCAGGAGCUGAUUGAACACUCCCAUGCGUACGGCAUGAAACGCUCCGACUUCAUUCGUCUCCUCGACGCCGAUCAGGUACUCGAAACGGAGCUCCGGAUGGCCAAAAUAUUGGAGGAGGAGAAGUCGCAACAUCUGAGAAGGCCAAGACGAAGACACCAGCCGCGAAUGCGGCAACCGUUCGAUAAGUAUUCACCUGCUGUCCAGGGACCGAAGGUCGGCCUCCUCAACGGACAGCCCAUCACUCGCCGCAAGGUUUACCUCUCAGGCGCCUCCUCAGACUCGGAGAGCUACGGGUCGCCUUCGUCGGAGGAUGAAGAUCGUGGCGGCAGGAGUCGCAAUUUCAGCUCCGGAAAGACGGCUUCUCAGUUGGCGCGCACCAAGCCCGCGCUAUUUGAGUCAAAACGACCCGCGGUUCUUAUCGGUGGGCUUACUCUUGUGGCCUUCUGUGACCCUAAGAAGCGUCGCAGGCGCUUUCGUGACCGUCCGCGCAGACGACAACGCAGUAGCCGAUCGAAGUCACGAACUUCUGGCUCAGAGGAAUCUCGUGACUCCAGCAGCGACAGCAGUCGCCGCGGUCGUUACUGCCACCGAAAUCGAAGUUCAAAGCGUUCGAAAGUGGAGUACAUCACCACCUUUGGCAACGAGGACGAGGAUGAUGAGUUGACGGAGCGGAGGGAUUUCCCCCUAUCCCACCUUCCGGGGGUGGCUGCCGGACGUCCAAGUGAUGCCGCCUCAAAGGUGGCCGCUUCCGUCGUCUCUUCGUUGUUCAAGGAAUCCUCAACUGCCGCUGCCCAUAACAAAAAGACACCAGGCAGUAUUCGGAUGAAACCGGCUUCAGCUGCUUCUAUCAGUUCUUCAUCAGCACAGUCCAGAUCUUCGGCUGCAAGAGAUCGUCGCUUUUCGUCGUAUCGACAUAGACAGUCCUCUUCUUCCUCAUCCACCACCAAAAGACGUUCGCGUCGACGUUCUUCCACGCGCUCGUCAUCGUCAUCACCCUCGCGCUCGGGCUCAACGGCCAAGAAGGCGGGCGGUCUGACCUCCCAUAAUCGAUCACCUAGUCGUCGUAGUGGCGAUGGGGAAGAAGUGGUGCCAAUCAAGCGCUACUAUCGCCGUGAGUUGGAGUCCGACGAGGAGAAGAAGAUGGUGCUCUCUUCAUCCGCCUCCUCCGCUUCUGCCUCCGCGUCGGAUACUGAGGGCUACCGUCGGCCCUCAUCGCCUGCCUCCCCUACUCACGACCACUCAUCGUUCGUGGAGCCCGACGGACGAAGAAGGUACUUGGGCAACCUGGGCGAGGCGGGUGACUUUUUCCCCGGGGGUAAGGGAACAGCCUCACCUUCCCAACACCACCAUCAACAACAGCACUCGGUCGAUCGAUAUUCCAAUCCUCCUAACCCACAUACUUCUACUUCCUCUAAAGAUAUCCGGACAUCAGUAAACAAGGUGGUGUUGUCCACUACCCCUAGACUCACUCCCCAGGAGAUAAUGAAGCGACGAAUGCAAGCGCAGUUGAACAAAACGAUGAACGCUGAGAAGAAGGCUGAAUUGGAGCGAUUGGAGAAACAAGAGAGGGAGCGUAUGGAUCGAGAAGAAGGCUUGCGCAAACUUGCAGCUCAGAUGCGCCAAAGAGAGAUUGAGAAGCGACUAGCUGAGCGCGGCUUUCGGCAUCAGCUCUCCUCGCAUCAUUCAUCCACGGGUGCGGCUUCUUCCUCUCGUCGCUCCGCCUCCUCAUCGACCAGUCGUAGCUGUUCGCCAACCUCCCCGAUCGUGCCGCCCGCUCUUCGGCGCACCUCACCUUCCCAGCUCUCCACAGUCAAUCUUGGUACGGCAAAAUCAGUCCUGGAGGGCCGUCGAGAGCGCGGCUGCGUCGUCCGCCUUCACCGUUUCGUCGUCGGGACUACCAAAAUCGAUACGGCGGGAGCACGCGUAGAUAGCAGGCGCCCUGCCCUCCUCGCCCCGGCAACCGUGGUGAACGAGGAAAGACCGAUGUUCUCGAGGGCUGCAUCGAUGAGCCCUGUCCUUCCACUCAUGAAAAAUGUGGAGUUGCGCCUAGCGGCAACUAUUCAGGAGGUUGAAAUGAGUUUAAAUCCCCAUCUUAUCCAUCUUGAGCGGGUCUUGUUAUGGCUUGCUUCCAACGACUUCGAAAUCGCUCACCCGCGGAAUGCGACGCGUGCGCCCGCCGACCGGCCGCACAAAUUCCGCGGAAUCACGAAUCAGGUGGGCGGCAGUGACCACUGGUCAGCGCGUCGUGUCCAGGUGUUCGACCAAUCACGCCGUGACGUCGGCGGCAGUGGUCAUUUCGGUGCCACCGCGAUUGGUCAAUAG